Molecule: messenger RNA, 3644 nt
Organism: Grus americana (Whooping crane)
Lineage: Eukaryota; Metazoa; Chordata; Aves; Gruiformes; Gruidae
Gene: RHOH
Product: ras homolog family member H
Exons: 2
Coding region: 500-1075 (191 amino acids)
Biological process (GO): small GTPase-mediated signal transduction
Molecular function (GO): GTP binding; GTPase activity
Source: RefSeq, a predicted model, not a curated record
GCCAGGAAUGCUGUGAAGCGGCCUCAGCCUCCAUCCCACUUCCUAGAAGUCAGCUGAGAUGGCGAGAGCGCGGUCGUGCUGGCAGACCAGGAAGCGCUGUCUGUUGCAAUGACUCCCCUAAUUACCGGUAACUGAAGUACGUACGAGGACUGCCCCGCAGGUUUGGUGCUGCCUCUAUAAAACAACAUGCUCUGGCCAAGCUGCUGAGACAUCUUCUUUCGGCCAGUGCACCGGGUAGGAGAGAUGCAGGUGUGCCAGCAGCACGAGAGGAGAAACAUCAUUUGACUUACUGAAGAAUUAAAACCGACAGCACCACAGAGCCGUGUGGGAGAAAAGGGGAUUUUAGACUCAAGUGACACAAUCAAGUCUUGAGAAGUAAAGAAAUUUGGAUGUUUUCUCACCAAAUGGAAGUUAUCUAGAAAGCCUCUGAGACUACUGCAUCCCUCUAUCCCACUUCUGCUGCGCAGAGACUGUGCUCUUGGCCCUGGACGUUAAUAAAAUGCUGGAUUCAAUCAAGUGUGUCCUGGUGGGAGACUCUGCAGUGGGGAAAACAUCUCUCUUGGUACGUUUCACCUCCGAAACUUUUCCAGAUGACUACAGACCCACUGUAUAUGAAAAUACUGGAGUGGAUGUCUUCAUGGAUGGUGUACAGAUUAGCCUAGGUCUUUGGGACACAUCUGGCAGUGAUGCCUUCAAAGGCAUUCGCCCCCUCUCAUACCAACAGGCAGAUGUGGUAUUAAUGUGCUACUCGGUGGCAAACCACAAUUCCUUUCUGAACCUGAGGAAUAAAUGGAUCGGCGAGAUCCGCAGCCAUUUGCCUCGCAUCCCUGUUUUGGUAGUGGCUACUCAGACUGACCAGCGCGACACGGGACCUUACCGUUCCUCCUGCAUCAGCCCGAUAGAUGGGAAGCGGCUCGCCCAGGACGUGCGAGCCAAAGGCUAUUUGGAGUGCUCUGCCCUCAGCAACCGCGGGGUGCAGCAGGUGUUUGAGUAUGCCGUGCGGACAGCAGUCAAUCAAGCCAAAAGGCAGAACAGGCGGAAGCUCUUCUCCAUUAACGAGUGCAAGAUCUUUUGAGGACAGUCAGCAGUGGUUUUGCCCACGUUCAUUCUUUCUGUCUUCACACAAAGAUACUGCAGCAGAGGGAAUGGGAGGUGAAUCAAAGGAGGACUCCUGGCAGGACCGCAGUGCAGGUGCCCCUGGUGAGACAGAUGUGCACUCUAUCUGAUCUGCUCCCCCUCAACACACAUGGGUCCUAUCCUGAAAAACAAAAGGUGCAGGUACAUGCCCUUAUUCACAAGCCUGUGUUUGGACUUUGCUGGUCUGGGCUGAAGUGGGCCUAGCCUGGAGAUCUGCAGAUAAUAGCUGUGCUGAUUUUGUUGUUGUUUCUGUUGAUGUUCCCCAGUUGUUGGUUUGUCUGCAUUUAUUUAAUGACUAACUUCUGCCUGGAUCAACCCCCAUCUCUUCACAUAUCUGUCCAUGUGGAGUUUUUUUACUUUAAGAACUUAGUGUAUAAAAUCUGACCACUGUGUAUUCUAUUUAAAAGACUAUUGUAUAUGUUGUUAUAAAAUCCUGACAGUUUGUUUUCAUAUUUUGGAGGUUCUUCCUUUAGCCAACCACAGAAGCUAAUUGUCCUAUCCAUAUAAUAAAUGGCCAGCAGGCAAGCCUAGCACUUCUUAGACAUGCCCAAGUUGCUGUGUAACAGUAAUCAAAUCCAGUACAUCCAGCAUAGGAGUGAUCAAAACUUAGUGGCAUUGGACAGCUGUCCUGUGGCUUUGUGAGGUUUAUUUUGUUAUCUUAGUCUUGUUCCUCAGCAAUGUGGUCAAAGAUGGGAUGAACCAGGAAGAAACUAACCUGAUUCUUCCUAGACCUCACCUGGUUACAACCCCAGAAGGGCUGCCUUGCAGUUAGGACUGGUUUAGACAUGUGGUUGGGGUGGCAGAGAUGAAUCUGUGCUAUCAUCACCUCUCUUGUCCCUGCUGUUAAUUCUGGAGGAAAAAGAUUUCAGUCUCCAGAGAUAAAAGGUAUUUUUUCAUGAGCACUAAAAUUCUCACAUAUUUUUAGUACACUUAUUUUCAAAACAGUGGUUUUGGUGAAACCAGUCACCUACUAUAGUAAAAAAAAAAAGUACCUGGCAAUGUUGAAUGUGCGUAGUUAAAAUGGCUAAAUAACUUUUUUAAUUUUUUUUUUUUGAGUUUGCAUACUAAGUAUAACUGCCUGGGUUGUAUCAAAAUGAGACUGAAACAGGCUUCGCAUCCUGGGCAGCCUGGCAAGACUAAGAGUCAAAUCCUAACAUACCUACUCGGGCCAAGUUACCCUCCUGCACAGAAAGCCAGACUAAGGAGGUAGAAACUCCAGGCGUAUAAAAGAACUCUGCUAGAAGACGGAGUGGGGUCAACACGUAAUGCUGUACAUUCCUCGUGAGUUGUGGUGUUCCCCUCCUCCUCAAGUUAUUUGUCCCCUUUGCCCCACACCAUCUCUCAGGUUUUGCAGAUCUGUCUCAUCCCAAGGUUUCUGCUGCCCAUAGAGGGAAUCCCCUGGGGGAUUUCUUAGUGCAGCAAGAUAUUUUUUUUCUCCCUUUUCCUGUCCUUCUGCUCACUUAGGACUGACCUCUGAGGGGCGUAUAGCAUGGUGCCAUAAAAGAUGAUUCUUUCUCCCUGCGGAUCCCGAGAGAAUGACCUGUGUCUGUUUUGACUGAACCCAGACUCAGGUGUUUCAGCAGGAAUGGAUGCAGUGGCUUGUCUGAUUGAAAUCCAAGGUGGGACGUCAGCAGUUACCCUACCAAGCAAAUAAGCUAUAGCUCAGACCUCAUCUAUCUAUAGUUUGUCCCUGAAAAACUAGUUGGGUGCUGUUCUUCAUACUCUGUUCUAUCUCUGAGCUUCACUAUAAAGACAAAUUCCAAAUUAAAUCAUUCCCCUCCUAUGAAUCCCAGAGUUGAUCUCACCUGUGAUAUAGAUGAGCAAGUAUUUGCAUUGCGGGCACCUUGAAUAGCAGUGGUGCACAGGACACUUGAGGUUGUGAUGGUCUCACCAUCUCCCAGGCUGGUGAAUAUUUACCACUCAUCAACCUGAUUGUAAGGGAGGCUUCUGGUCAUAAAAACAUACUGGUCUCACGUGAGGUUUUCAUAUCAGCUUUAAAUCUUUGCAAGCUUCUGCACCCAAGCACACAAGACAAGGGCUCCCAUCAAUGCCCAUCUUGCCUGUGCUCUUCUUUUUCCUACUUCUCCUUCUCUUCAAAUGUUGAUUGCAAACCCUUUGCCCCUUGAAACACUAAAACUGACAUGUUUGUAAAAGAACCUGAACAGCGUGACCCUUACGCAGAGUUACACAAGUGGCUAGGUAUUUGCAGUCCUUGGUUAAAAACCUUUUGGCUUUUAGAAGAAAAGUUUCUACAUCUCAACUCUCGCAAUGCCUCUUCACUGAAAGUUUUGGGUUUUGUAACCCUAAUUUAAAAGUAGCCAUUGUUACUGUUUGAACAUUAAAGAUCACAUGCAAAAUGUCAUGUUGUGAAUCUUCAGAUCUGUUAUAAUUGUUAUGGUCCCCACAGCACUAACGGAUUUAAUACCUGAUUUCAACUUUUUUUCAGACAUAUUUUUGCCAGCAUGUUCUAUUAAAUGGUCUUUUUUCUCCGUGGGUUAAGCUUUAUU